UGUAUCAUUCAAUCCUUAACCGUCUGAGCAGCUAUACGGCAGCAGCAGUCAGCCUAGACCGAAAAACACAAAAAUACAGUUUUCCAUUUAAGAGAAAGUGCGUUCGCCGCCGAACUACGUGAAAGUGUAGUGUGGAUCAACAAAAGGAUUAUUCAAAGAACCCAAAUCGUUAAACGUGCAAGAACAAAAACCAACCAAACAAAAACGCAUAAUGGCAAGCCAUAAAGUUACUUUCGGUGUCUUGUGUCUGGUCGCCUUGAGCGCCGCCCUUCCGGCUGAGGAGACGCGCGGCCACGCCCGCAACGCCAUCGGCGGCGAGAACGACAUUAUGGAUAGCAUCUACAGCGACUGUCUGCGCAAGGACUCCGUCUCGUGCGUCAAGUACAAGCUGUUCAGCUUCGUGGACAAGGUGCUCGGUGCCCGUGACCAGUUCGCCCUGACCGAAGGUGUGACCGUGGUCCGCUCGCCAGACGCUCCCCAACAGGAGGCCGCCCGCUCCAUCUCCGGCGACGAGUCGUUCGAGUCCCUGGCCCUGAACCGCAUCAGCAGCUUCCUGAACUCGCACACCAUCAAGGUGGAGCUGAAGGGCGCCGACAUUGUGCAGGCUGUUAGCUCCACCGGCCGUGCCCUCGAGGAUGCCUCCGAGUCUCUGUUCGGCUCCAACGACCCCAACGCUCCCGAGGAGAGCCGUGGCAAGAAGAAGAAGGCCGCCAAGAUCCUGGGACCCAUCCUCGCCCUGGUUGCCCUGAAGGCCGCCGCUCUGCUGCCCCUGCUGUUGGGCGCCAUCGCCCUGAUCGCCGGAAAGGCCCUGCUGAUUGGUAAGAUCGCCCUGGUGCUCUCAGCCGUUAUCGGCCUGAAGAAGCUGCUGUCGCAGGAGAAGCACGUGACCUACGAGGUGGUGGCCCACCCACACCACAGCAGCAGCCACUCGACGAGCCACGACUCGUACGGCAGUGGCUACAGCGCCGAUGCCGGAGCCUCCUCUGCCUCGUACGGCAGCAGCGGUCACGGUGGCUGGGGACGCUCCAUCGACGCCCAGGACCUGGCCUAUGGUGCCCAGAAGCCCGUGCAGGCCUAAGAUCACACUGGAUCACACCACACAAUCACUUAAGAAGCAAAAUCAGAAACGCGAAAUCACACGACUUGAGCUGCAGAGCUCGCCCGCGACUCUCGAAGAGAAACACACAUUAUUUAUCGUUCGUUUUAAUUAAUUUAUUAAUUUAAUUUAUUUUAUUUAUUUCUCCAAGCAAUGAAAACGAAAAAGAAUGAACCACACACACACAAGAUAAUGUUAAACCGGACAGACACCAGAAUCAGAACCAUAUAUGUUAGUUUUUAAACUAAUGACGCUAAAGUUAAGUUUGUAAAAAGAGCGGCCAGCGAGAGUUACCCCACAAGUUGCAAAUACUCAGCCUUAAGUCUAAGCUCGCACAGCACUUCCAGCACUACCCAUCAGCCAAUCGAUCACCCAACUGCUCUAUAUCUAGUGCACUCUCAUCUGUCAGUUUCUACACCUAUACCUCUAUCUACAUCUACAUCUCCAUCUAUUUCUGUUUCUGUCUCUCUAUUUCUGUGCUUUCAUCUAAAACUGCAUACUGCCUAUACCAAAACUCUGCCGAUUGCCAUGCAAUCGCAGAAAAGUACAAAUCCUAACUCUUUAAUCUAUAUCUGUACGCUCUAUCUCUGUCUGUUCAACUAUGUUCUUCACAUGCAAUUCUAGUCUUACAAUACAACAACACCAGCAACAACGAGCAUGCCUACUAUUAGCUUUAACUUACUAGCUCUAACUCUAUGACUAUCACUAUCUAUCAAUCUAACUAUCUAUCUAUCAACUGUCUAUCAUCUGACAAACUUCCACAUCUUCCUUCCAUUUCUCGCCUUCAACUGAGUCAUAGUUUUGGUCAUUCGCAUGCCAUCACUUGCCAUAGGUCUCCGAAUACACAUCGCCGCACCAAACUGAACUCAUUUUCCGGCUCUAUCUCAGGGCCACUGUUUCCUCACUCGACACUCGACACUCGACUUCCACUUCGACUCUUCAACUUUCUCAUUUCUCCUAUCCGCCAUCUCUUUCUGCUGCCUUUGCAUCUGUCACUUUCUAGCGCUCUACUUUCCCAAAAAAUGAAGUAAACCCCACUGCCACUCACACAUGCACACGCCCAGUGAUUCCGCGUAAUGUUAAAAGUAUUUUUUUUCAAUAUUUUAACUCCUUAAGCGUACUCUAUGCAUCCGAGCGACUCGAACGGCUUGUCGGCCCGAUUGGCGUCGGGCUCACCUGCUCUGUGGACCUAAACAGAUUUUUAAUUAUCAACUUAAAAAUGCCUCGUUUAUGACAUUUGGAGAGCCCUCUAGCCAGCGGCUACAAGUUUCGAGUCGCCAGCACGUCGUCUACUUUAAUUUAAACAAUUUAAGCAAAGUCGUACGGCGAUUUCACAACUUCUAACUUUAUAACUCUAUAAUUCCGGCAACAGUAGUAAGAUGAUGAUGAUGAAGACGAAGAAGAAGCGUGAAGCUGCAGAUGUGGGCAACUCACACAGAUCACAAAACUCACUCACAAAAGAAUGUAAAUUCCAUAGAUUACAAUCCCCACUCACUGUCACAUAUGCAUGUCAUUAAACACAACAAAAUGAUGAAAACAAAACACAAAAAAAAAGUUGAAAAACA
Molecule: messenger RNA, 2661 nt
Organism: Drosophila mauritiana
Lineage: Eukaryota; Metazoa; Arthropoda; Insecta; Diptera; Drosophilidae
Exons: 1
Coding region: 212-1078 (288 amino acids)
Source: RefSeq, a predicted model, not a curated record